AUGGUGAUAAGCUUGUAUGUGGAUGAUCUAAUUAUCACAGGAAGCAAUGAAGGUAUGAUUAAGAAGUUCAAAGACAACCUAAGUAAAACAUUUGAAAUGACAGAUCUGGGAAAGCUCAAGUAUUUUCUUGGCUUUGAAAUUACUUACACAGAAGGAGGAGUAUUUCUAAGUCAAAGAAAAUAUGCUCAGCAGUUGUUAGAGAAAUUUGGAAUGGAAAACUGCAAGAGUGUCAACACCCCACUCAUGCCAAAUGAGAAGAGACAAGAUGAUGGAGCAGAACUUACCAAUCCUAGACUAUACCGAAGUAUGGUAGGAGGGCUGUUAUACCUUGCUGCAACCCGACCUGAUCUAGCCUUUGUUGCAUCCUACCUAUCCAAGAGUCUAGCGCAACCUAAGGAACAAAACUUGCAAGAUGCAAAGCGAGUAUUGAGAUACAUUCAAGGAACAAUUGACUAUGGCUUGAAUUUUCAAAAAACAAAUCAAACAGAGCUAAUAGGAUUCUCUGACUCUGACUGGGCAGGCUGCAAAGAAGAUAUGCGUAGCACCACAGGUAUGUGUUUUACACUAGGAAGUGGAAUGUUCACCUGGCAAACUCAGAAACAGGACAUAAUUGGCCAGUCCACGGCGGAAGCAAAAUACAUGGCCUUGAGCUCAGCCACAAAUCAUGCAGUGUGGUUAAAGCGUUUGCUAGGAGAAAUGAAGGUUGACACGGACAAAGGUGUCCCGAUAUAUUGUGACAACACAUCGGCAAUAACAAUCGGGAGAAAUCUUGUACAACACUGGAGAACCAAACACAUUCAGAUACGUUAUCACAUUGUACGAGAAGCAGAAAGGGAAGGAGUGAUUAACCUGAGAUACUGCAGUGGUGAAGGACAAAUCGCUGACAUCCUCACAAAGCCUCUGGGAACUAAAUGA
Camelina sativa (false flax) is the source of this 915-nucleotide messenger RNA. The record is from RefSeq and is a predicted model, not a curated record. NCBI's taxonomy places the organism in Eukaryota, Viridiplantae, Streptophyta, Magnoliopsida, Brassicales, Brassicaceae.